Daldinia childiae is the source of this 762-nucleotide messenger RNA. RefSeq names its product Ubiquinone/menaquinone biosynthesis C-methyltransferase UbiE. The coding region runs from base 1 to 762 and encodes 253 amino acids. Gene Ontology annotation, molecular function: S-adenosylmethionine-dependent methyltransferase activity. NCBI's taxonomy places the organism in Eukaryota, Fungi, Ascomycota, Sordariomycetes, Xylariales, Hypoxylaceae. The transcript has a single exon. The record is from RefSeq and is a predicted model, not a curated record.
AUGACCUCGGAGACAUUAGGUAAGGUAACCGGACAAGUUCAUUUCCAGAAAAAUGCUUCUGCAUACGAAAAACAUGCAGGUGGCACCAGUACGCGCCUUGCAGCCGCCGCAUUGUCUCACUUACCGCUAUUAAGCUAUUCUUCAGCAAGCCACAUCUUAGACUCGGCGGCCGGACCGGGCAUAGUGGCUAAACUCCUCCUAUCGCCAUCUCCAGCAGACGUCUCGGUCCCUGGGCUGCCUGUUUCUCCGUCACCCCGAGUCACUGGCAUAGAUUUCGCACCCGCUAUGAUCGAACACUUCAUGGCAAACAAAGCCGCGCUAAACUGGACUACAGCCGACGCCUAUGUCCAAGAUUCGGAGGACCUUUCUCGGUUCAAGGAUGCCGAAUUCGACGCUAUCGUCAUGAACCUAGGCAUAUUUACACUCCAGGACCCGGUGGCCGGCGCUGCAGAGAUGCAUCGUGUACUUAAACCCGGCGGCUAUGCAGUAGUCACAACGUGGAAGACUCGACGGGCUGCCGAGGUGCUUCAAGGUGCGGUGGAUGCCAUCCGGCCGAACAGCGGGUUAAAACCCAUGUACAUGUCUCCCGAGUGGUUGACGAAAGAGAAGCUUUCUAGCGUUAUGGAGGUUGGGAGAUUUCCUGGUGAUCAAAUUGAAAUUUCCGAGGCCGAGCCGAACUGGGAGUGUGGUUCCGGGGAAGAAGCCGUCAAAGCGCUCAGCUCGCCCAUGUGGACGGCGAAACUCUGGGAGGGAUGGAACUAG